UAUUUCUUUUAUAAUGGCGACUAUUAUAAAACUUACUUUGUUGACUUCGCUUUUUUCAGUUUUACAAAUAAAUAAUGCAAAAGGUGAAAUCAGUGGUCGUUUGUUAGAUGAAAAUCAAGAAACUAUAAUGGACCCCGAACUGCAGCCUACAAAUAGCAAAGAAUUUCCAGUGGCCGUACAAAAUUCUUUACCAACACAUCCGAGGAGACAUUCAAAAGCCAAAAGACGCAUGAAAAGAAGAUUCAAGUGUCUAUCAUGUGAACCGCCCUGCCACAAUGCAACACAAGAUGCACACAAAUGUUUAAAUGCAAUACAGUGCUAUAAAUCACGUAUACGUGACUCCAAUGGAGAAGAGCGAGUCAAUCGUGGUUGUAUCAUGUCACCAGACCAGAUACCUUUAUACUGUAAACAUAACUUAAGAAAUAAUAUCGGUGGGCCACGCAAAAGAAAUACACAAGCUUUUGUCAAUAUUAAUUUGGCAUGUUGUACGGGUGACUAUUGCAACGAUGGAGAUUUUCCAGAGCUACCACCAAUGGAAGGAGAAGUAACUCAGCUAAGUGCCGAUACCAGUGGUUUAUUAAAAAUGACAUUUGCUAUAUUGGGGCCAUUCGUCGUUAUAUCUAUACUGGCAUAUAUAGCUGUAUAUUUUAUAAGACAAAAUCACCGAAAGCGUUUAGAAUAUUCCAGAACUAAACAAGAUCCCGAUGCAUAUUUGGUUAAUGAUGAGCUCUUAAGGGUAACCAGCGCAGGUGACAGCACUUUAAGGGAAUAUUUACAACACUCAGUAACUUCAGGUUCUGGUUCAGGCCUUCCUCUGCUUAUACAAAGAACAUUGGCAAAACAGGUCACUUUAGUGGAGUGUAUUGGUCGCGGUAAAUAUGGUGAAGUCUGGCGGGGUCAUUGGCAUGGUGAAAACAUAGCGGUUAAAAUAUUUUUCAGUCGUGAUGAGGAAUCCUGGAAACGUGAAACUGAAAUUUAUAGCACCGUGCUUUUACGCCAUGAGAAUAUUCUUGGUUUCAUUGGUUCGGAUAUGACAUCGCGCAAUUCUUGCACACAGUUAUGGCUUUUAACUCAUUACUAUCCUCAUGGCUCCUUAUUUGAUCAUUUGAAUCGAAAUGCUUUGAGCCAUAGAGAUAUGAUUCUAAUAUGUCUCUCAAUAGCCAAUGGCUUGGUACAUUUGCAUACGGAAAUUUUUGGUACAGAGGGUAAACCUGCCAUGGCUCACCGUGAUUUAAAAUCAAAAAAUAUUUUGGUCAAACCUAAUGGCACUUGUGUUAUUGCUGAUUUUGGUUUAGCCGUCAUGCACUCAAAUGUUACGGGCAAGUUGGAUUUGGGAAAUAAUCCAAAAGUGGGUACAAAACGUUAUAUGGCUCCCGAGGUUUUAGACGAAAGCAUUGAUAUGUUCAACUUUGAAGCUCUAAGACGUACCGAUAUUUAUGCAAUGGGUUUGGUUAUAUGGGAAGUAUGUAGACGCACAAUAUCGUGUGGCAUUGCUGAAGAAUACAAAGUACCAUUCUAUGACGUUGUACCAUCCGAUCCAAGUUUUGAAGAUAUGCGUAAAGUUGUGUGUGUCGACAAUUAUAGGCCGUCCAUACCUAAUCGAUGGAGUUCAGAUCCGCUACUGGCGGGCAUGUCGAAACUUAUGAAAGAAUGCUGGCAUCAAAAUCCAAAUGUACGCCUACCGGCUUUGCGUAUUAAAAAGACUAUUUCGAAACUCGCUUCCGCAGAUGAGAAAUUGCGGCUUGACUAUGAUGAAGUGUGUGUUUAAUGAAACAUAGUUGUUAGGUUUUUUUUUUAUAUAUACUAAAAAACAAUAUUCUUAAUUAUUAUUUCUUAGUUCUACACCAGAGUGCAGUGUAGUAGUUUUUUUUAAGUGGCCUUAGUUAAGUAUCUUGUUCCUAGUUGAUGCAGUGGUGACAAUACAGAUUUUGACUAGGAACGAGAUAUGUUGCCUUUUACCGCAAACCACUUCUCGUUUUCGCGAAAGUUUUAUGUCGCAGCAAACUGAGAGGAAAUACAGCUGAACGAGCGAAAGCUGUGUUUGAAAUAACCAAUUGCAAUUUUUACAUUUACUACUACAAUACAUGCAUACAGAUUAGAAAUGUAAUAUUUGACAUUCUUAAAUGUUAAAUAGUACAAUUGCAUAAAAACAAACAAAAUACAAACGUUAGAGAAUAAUAAUAGCUUUUUGUAAAAAAAAGUACACAUUUAAGAUAUACAGCAAGAAAACAAAGUACAAUCAGGUUAUUGUACUUUUUGAUUGAUGAUUGAACAAAAAUCCCUGCAUUUCAUAUAAUUACAUUUGCAGCAGCAGCAGCUAUUUAUAUAUUUUGCAUCUAAUCCAAUAUGUGGAAAACUUGAUCAAACUCUAUAUUGACUUAAGAACGCUAUUUAUAGUGCCUUGUUUUGACAGCCUAUUGAAUACCAACACAUUUGCCUUACAAUGAACCAUUGAUGUUCCAUCUCAAAAGUGUCUACACUUAAUACCAUAUUCUUAUUCGAAAUUGAGAACUACAUAAUGCAGCUUUAAACAAACAUGCUUCCAUUUUUAUUAUUAUGCAUUCAUUCGUUUUUUGUUAUCUCGCUUUUUAUUUCCAUCGUGUGCCAUUUUCAAAUCAAAUUUCAAUGUAUCACCUUCGUCUUGUGAUCGAAAAUAAUGUUAUUUUCUCUUUUAUUUUUAUACUUCAAACAAAAUCGAUCUGUAGUUUACUUUAGUUUAGUU
This is a messenger RNA of Stomoxys calcitrans (stable fly), 2722 nucleotides long. It is a transcript of the gene sax, whose product is annotated as activin receptor type-1. The coding region runs from base 14 to 1768 and encodes 584 amino acids. Gene Ontology annotation, molecular function: ATP binding; SMAD binding; transforming growth factor beta receptor activity, type I. Gene Ontology annotation, biological process: protein phosphorylation; dorsal/ventral pattern formation; cellular response to growth factor stimulus. Gene Ontology annotation, cellular component: plasma membrane; BMP receptor complex. NCBI's taxonomy places the organism in Eukaryota, Metazoa, Arthropoda, Insecta, Diptera, Muscidae. The transcript is spliced from 11 exons. The record is from RefSeq and is a predicted model, not a curated record.